AUGGCUGUCCCUCCAGCUGUGGUCCAAGAGGUGGAGGCCAUUGUGAAUGGCCGCGAGCCAGUGAACACCAGAGUCACCAAGGUCUUGCAGGUGCUGGAGCACCAUGGCCUCUGCCAGCAGCAGACCUUGGUUCCAAGCCAAGUUCUUUGCCACCCCUCCAACCGGGGAGGGCAGAUGGUGUCCCACUUUGACGUUUGGGCCAAGGGACACCAACUCUUGGCAGUUGGCCUGCAAGUGCAUCUGCUGUCCAUUUGUCUCCAGAUGUCCACGGACCCCCAAAAGCGCCAGCAGCAGGUUUGGAGGAACCAGCAGCUGGUCCAGGAGAGCAAGGGCUCCCUGGCCCCAGUCAGUGGAGCAGAGGGAUACCUAUCCCUUGCCAGCAGCCACACCACGGCAUUCUUGAGAUGCCUGGAGCAUGGGACCACGGAUCCCAGUGGCAAAGCCAUCUCCGUGCCCAAGACAGACCCAGUCUGGUCCGCCAUCCAGACCGGGUGGCGGUGGCAUGUGGUGGCCUCCAGUGUGGAAGAAGCCAUGCCAAGCCUUCCACAGUUCUUCCAAGUCGGAGCCAACUCUGGCAAUGCCAUUGGCAGAGCCACCAGCGAGUUGGAAGCAGCCUGCCAAAUAGCCAUUCAAGUGCAAAUGGGAGCCAGUCUGGAGUCGGCAAUCCAGUCCGUUGCCAGCGGCGAAGUUGCCUGCAGGCAGAGCCUCCCAGCCAUAGGGCAUUAUGUCUCGAGAUACUCUGGAGGCACAAGCUUUCCAUUGCUGAAAUUCCUUUCCCACUUCUCCUCCACCUACGGCACCACGUGCAUGAUGGGCCAGGAUUUCAUGGAGGCGUUGUCGCACACCACCUUCCCAGACCCUGGCAACCUUUACCCAUUGCUCCGCACAGCUCUAUGGGCAACCCAGUGCACAUCCACCAAACAGCAAGACGGCUUCGCACGACUCCUCACCAGAGCCGACGUCCAGAGACUGUCGUCGCCACAGAACAUGGAGUCCGUCAGGACGGCGGAGUCCAUGCUUUCGGAUUCCUGGAAACUGGUCCAGAGCCAGCUUCCAGAAGGCACCAGCACCAAUGCCGGCAGCAACCAUCUCUACAAGUGUUUCGGCAAGUUUUGCGUCAGAGCCAUCUUGUUUCUGACCAAAAAGGAAAAGCUUGGCCCUGAUGCCCAGCAGAAGCUGGAGUCCCUGGCCCAGAUUCUCGACCUUUUCACCCAGGACGUUUCCAAGGUCAAGCAGGCCACCCCAGCUGCAGAGGCAAAGACCAUCAAGGAUGCAGUCUCUGCCCAGCCAUGGGAAGCCACCUUGCUCCAGAACACCCACAUCAAGGUGGGCGACCAGUACACCUUGCCAAAGGAGCACGGAGCCAAGGUCUACCAGCUCCUGCAAAUCAACAACGAGGGUGGGACCCUGGAGCACAGGCCAGUGCUCCAGGCACCGGAGACAGUCCAUGUGCCGCUGGCGGGGCUGGGGAAGUGGCGGGUCUCCCGCCACUCCAUGCCAGCCAUCGGCCCAGCCGACAUCAUAACCAGGGGACUCCCAUCCAGCCAUGCCAUGGCCCAGGAGGACUUCCAAAAGGCAGCUGUGGUCACGGCACUCCACCAAUGCUACCAGGAGCAGUCGGUCGAGGACUUGGAACUCCUUUGCAUGGCUUCCAGUCCCCAGGCACUGUAUGCCAAGAAAGCCAUUGCCAGCAAAAAGCUCAAGCUGGUUCCAUUGGGUUCCAUCAGCAAAGUGAAGACAGGCCAGAAGCCGCCCAAGCUGGCCAUUCAGGCCUUCGGCCAUGACUGGGCCAUUGGAAGCUGGAAGCAGGACCUCCAGUUCCAGGCAGAGGGCACCAUCGUGCCAUUUUUCUGGUGCAGGACAGCAGAGGGCGAGGAUGAGGGCAACAUGGUCUUGACUACGAUCAAGCAGGGGCCAUGCACCGUGCCCAUCCUCCAUAACCCUGCGAAGAUCCAAGCCAAUGAGCAAAUCUUGCAGAAGGUCGAGGAGGAAGCAGCCACGUCGGCUUCAGCCAAGAAAAAGCCCAGGAAGGGCUGA
Molecule: messenger RNA, 2037 nt
Organism: Symbiodinium sp. CCMP2592
Lineage: Eukaryota; Dinophyceae; Suessiales; Symbiodiniaceae
Source: the annotation of a GenBank genome assembly